AUGGGCAAUAGUAAAAGUGGAGCCCUCUCCAAGGAGAUUCUUGAAGACCUGAAGAUGAACACAAAGUAUACAGAGGAUGAAUUGUGUAAAUGGUAUGAAAGCUUCCAAAAGCAGUGCCCUGAUGGGCGCAUCACCCGGGCUGAAUUUGAGAAGAUCUAUGCCAACUUCUUCCCUAACUCUGACCCUAAAGUGUAUGCCCGGCACGUCUUCCGGAGCUUUGACACCAAUGAUGAUGGGACCCUUGACUUCCGGGAGUACAUAAUUGCCCUCCACCUCACCUCAUCUGGAAAGACUGACCUCAAGCUCGAGUGGGCCUUCUCGCUCUUCGAUGUUGACCGCAAUGGAGAGAUCAGUAAGAAUGAGGUUCUUGAGAUCAUCUCGGCCAUAUUUAAGAUGAUUCCCCCGGAAGAGCAGAAGAGCCUGCCUGAAGAUGAAAAUACCCCUCAGAAACGGGCCGACAAGCUGUGGACAUAUUUCAAAAAGGGAGAGACUGAUAAAAUUGCCGAACAGGAAUUUAUUUCAGGGGUGAUGAAGAACGAUGCAAUAAUGAAGCUCAUCCAGUACGAGCCCAGGAAAAAAUAG
Molecule: messenger RNA, 582 nt
Organism: Eublepharis macularius
Lineage: Eukaryota; Metazoa; Chordata; Lepidosauria; Squamata; Eublepharidae
Gene: RCVRN
Product: recoverin
Exons: 3
Coding region: 1-582 (193 amino acids)
Molecular function (GO): calcium ion binding
Source: RefSeq, a predicted model, not a curated record